Molecule: messenger RNA, 1214 nt
Organism: Daphnia magna
Lineage: Eukaryota; Metazoa; Arthropoda; Branchiopoda; Diplostraca; Daphniidae
Gene: STUB1
Product: E3 ubiquitin-protein ligase CHIP
Exons: 8
Coding region: 176-1006 (276 amino acids)
Biological process (GO): protein quality control for misfolded or incompletely synthesized proteins; positive regulation of proteolysis; protein polyubiquitination
Cellular component (GO): Z disc; cytoplasm
Molecular function (GO): protein-folding chaperone binding; ubiquitin protein ligase activity
Source: RefSeq, a predicted model, not a curated record
CCCAGCUUCCGCCGCUUGUACAAUUGACAGGCUGAAAAGUUAAGGUACAACAACGUGUGCGCAGAUGGCUCUGCCGAAACAGGCGAUUUGGCGUUUGUUUUUGCUGGUUGUCAGUUUCUGACUCAAUAUAGUAGUACACAUUCGUCAAGGGAUAUCACGUAGUCAGUAACGAAAAAUGAGUGACCGGGAACACAAAGACCAAGGAAACAAGUUAUUUCUUGCUCGGCGUUUUGAUGAAGCAAUUUCCUGUUACUCAAAAGCUAUUCUUAAAAAUGCAUCUGUACCUCAAUAUUACACAAACAGAGCUCUCUGCUCCCUUAAACUGGGACGUUGGGAUGCAGUAGUGCAAGAUUGCAAAACCGCUCUAGAGUUGGACAGUACCUGGGUAAAAGGUCAUUUCUUUUUAGGCCAGGCUCUGAUGGAAAAAGAAUGCUAUGAAGAAGCUAUAAAAUAUCUUAGAAGAGCCCGAGACCUGUCAUUGGAUCAGAGGCUUAAUUUUGGAGAUGACAUAACCAGUCAACUAAGAUUGGCAAAAAAACACCAUUUCACAAAGCAGGAAGAGAAAAGGAUUUCUCAAGAAAUAGAGCUACAGAUGUACAUAAAUAGGCUCAUCCGAGAAGACCGAGAUCGACAGAUCGAACUCGUCAGCCAAGGAAAAGAAUACAGUGCGGUAGAAAACGAAAUUUCUAACGUAGAGGUUCUAACUGAUCGCUACCUGGCCGAAUUGAAUGACCUCUUUGCAACCGUUGACGAACGCAGAAUGAAACGAGAAGUUCCAGAUUAUCUCUGUGGCAAAAUUAGCUUUGAAAUCAUGAAAGAUCCAGUCAUCACCCCUUCAGGAAUUACCUACGAUAGGAAAGAUAUUGAAGAACAUUUGCAGCGAGUUGGACAUUUUGACCCCGUGACGCGAGUAAAAUUAACCAAAGACCAACUGAUCCCCAAUUUCUCCAUGAAAGAAGUGGUCGACUCGUAUCUGACCGAAAACGAGUGGGCUCAACACUACUAAUCACUUCGAUAAUCGUGUUUAAGAAUUUGUAAUCGUUCAAUCUUUCCCGUAUUGUACUAAUGAAAUCGAUGUACGAUUUCAUCUGAAACUAACUUGGCCUUGUCGUGGUGUUUCCUAUUAGGCUGGGUUAUUUUCGUAAGUAAAUGUUGCAACAGUCUUUCGCUAUCGGUUGGCUCAUGUGUUUGAAUAGACGAUAUGGGAAAUUUCA